AUGGCCGAUGAAGUCUACGAUGGUGCCAUCGGCAUCGACUUGGGAACCACCUACUCCUGUGUCGCCACCUACGAGGGAAACAAUGUCGAGAUCAUUGCCAACGAGCAGGGUAGCUUUACCACCCCGUCAUACGUCUCUUUCAACGAGAAGGAGCGUUUGAUCGGUGAGGCUGCCAAGAACCAGGCCGCCAUGAACCCGCGCAACACAGUUUUUGAUGUCAAGCGAUUGAUUGGCCGACCUUUCAGUGACCCCAUCGUCAAGAAAGACAUUGAAUCAUGGCCCUUCAAGGUUGUCGAGCAGGGCAGCAACCCCAUGGUUCAGGUCGAGUACCUGGGAGAGACAAAGACUUUCUCGCCCCAGGAGAUCUCCGCCAUGGUCCUCACCAAGAUGAAGGAGAUCGCCGAGGUCAAGCUCGGAAAGAAGGUCGAGAAGGCUGUCAUCACCGUCCCCGCCUACUUCAACGACAACCAGCGUCAAGCCACCAAGGAUGCUGGUGCCAUCUCCGGUCUCAACGUCCUCCGUAUCAUCAACGAACCUACCGCCGCCGCUAUCGCCUACGGUCUUGGCUCCAACAAGAGCAACAAGGAGCGCAACGUCAUGAUCUACGAUCUGGGUGGUGGUACUUUCGAUGUCUCCCUCCUGAACAUCCAAGGUGGUGUCUUCACCGUCAAGGCUACUGCUGGUGAUACCCAUCUUGGUGGUCAAGAUUUCGACACCAACCUCCUCGACCACUGCAAGAAGGAGUUCCAAAAGAAGAACAAGAAGGACAUCUCUGGCGACCCCCGAGCUCUGCGCAGACUGCGGACUGCUUGCGAGCGUGCCAAGAGAACUCUGUCCAACGGUGCCCAGACCACAAUCGAGAUCGACUCGCUUUUCGAUGGCGAGGACUUUUUCCUCCAGAUCACCCGUGCCCGUUUCGAGGACCUGAACGCCAGGGCUUUCAGCGGUACUCUGGACCCUGUUGCCCAGGUCCUCAAGGAUGCCGGUUGUGAGAAGAGCGCUGUUGACGAGAUUGUCCUUGUUGGUGGUUCCACCCGUAUCCCCAAGAUCCAGAAGCUGCUUAGCGACUUCUUCAACGGAAAGAAGCUCGAGAAGAGCAUCAACCCCGACGAGGCCGUUGCCUACGGUGCUGCCGUUCAGGCUGGUAUCCUUUCCGGCAAGGCCACCUCCGCCGACACCUCUGACCUGCUGUUGCUGGAUGUCGUUCCUCUGUCUCUUGGUGUCGCCAUGGAGGGUAACAUCUUCGCUCCUGUCGUCCCCCGUGGCAACACUGUGCCGACUCUCAAGAAGCGUACGUUCACCACGGUUGCCGACAACCAACAAACAGUCCAGUUCCCCGUCUUCCAGGGUGAGCGUGUCAACUGCGAGGACAACACAUCCCUCGGAGAGUUCACUCUGGCUCCCAUUCCCCCCAUGCGGGCUGGAGAGGCCGUCCUCGAAGUUGUCUUCGAGGUUGACGUCAACGGUAUCCUCAAGGUCACUGCCACCGAGAAGACCUCGGGCCGCAGUGCCAACAUCACUAUCUCCAACUCCGUCGGCAAGCUUUCAUCUUCCGAGAUUGAGAACAUGAUCAACGAUGCCGAGAAGUUCAAGAGCAGCGACGAUGCUUUCAGCAAGAAGUUCGAGGCCAAGCAGCAACUCGAGUCCUACAUUGGCCGCGUCGAGGAGAUCAUCUCUGACCCGACCAUGUCCCUGAAGCUGAAGCGUGGCCAGAAGGACAAGAUUGAGCAGUCCCUCAGCGACGCCAUGGGUCAGCUCGAGCUUGAGGACUCAAGCGCUGAUGACUUGAAGAAGAAGGAGCUGGCUCUGAAGAGACUGGUAACGAAAGCCAUGUCCUCCAGAUAA
Molecule: messenger RNA, 1845 nt
Organism: Anthostomella pinea
Lineage: Eukaryota; Fungi; Ascomycota; Sordariomycetes; Xylariales; Xylariaceae
Source: the annotation of a GenBank genome assembly